AUGAAAUUCCUGACAAUACUCCUGCUGGCGACGCUGACGGCGGAGGUGGUCGUCGCCGCCCCCGGGAAGCUGAGCCGGAGCACGAGGCAGGACGACCCGACGGAGGACGAUGAAUGGGCGUCGUCGGGAUGGGGCAGUGACAGCUACGACGACGAAGGCAGCGGAGAUGAGCCUUGGGACGGGGACGAUGAGGCUGAGGUGUUUGAGGAGAAGGGCGAGGAGGCGACAAAACCGGAGAAGGUGGAGGACGAGCAGGUUUCAGGGACAGAGGGCUUGUUCUUCAACGCGUCCCAAGAGAUGCCUGAUAUGAUGUCUUUCAACAUGUCAGGAAUGCCCGGUUUGAUGCCCUUCAAUUUGUCCCAAGGAAUGGCUGGUAUGAUGCCUUUUAAUAUGUCUCAGGGAAUGCCUGAUAUGAUGUCUUUCAACAUGUCAGGAAUGCCCGGUUUGAUGCCCUUCAAUUUGUCCCAAGGAAUGGCUGGUAUGAUGCCUUUUAAUAUGUCUCAGGGAAUGCCUGAUAUGAUGUCUUUCAACAUGUCAGGAAUGCCCGGUUUGAUGCCCUUCAAUUUGUCCCAAGGAAUGGCUGGUAUGAUGCCUUUUAAUAUGUCUCAGGGAAUGCCUGAUAUGAUGUCUUUCAACAUGUCAGGAAUGCCAGACAUGAUGCCUUUCAACUUCUCAGGAUUCCCAGGAAUGAGUCCAGGUCAGACGCCCUUCAAUCUGUCUCAAGGCAUUCCCGAUUUUACGUCUUUCUUCAACCUGUCUCAAGGAUUCCCAGGAAUGACUCCAGGUCAGACGCCCUUCAAUCUGUCCCAAGGAAUUCCCGAUUUGACGUCUCUCUUCAACAUGUCGUCGGGAAUGUCCAGCUGGACGGUCCCCAACAUGUCCUUCGUGAUGCCAGGGAACAUGCCGGCCAACAUGGAGGGAGAAAUGCCCCCUGGAAUAGCUCAGAUGUUCAAUGCCCUUCACCAGCUCCUCGGAAAGGGCGGUGAAGAUCCCGAGGGCGAAGGAUUCCCACAGAUUCCAGGAUUUUCAGGAUUCCCCUCGACUUCUCCUCCUUCCCCUCCUGCAGGAAGUCAGCCUCCAGUGGUGAUUAACUACUUCGUUCUGACCAACACCACCUUCAACAUCAUGGCGACCGAAGAUGGGUCGUAG
Messenger RNA from Penaeus indicus, 1149 nucleotides. RefSeq lists its product as uncharacterized. Lineage: Eukaryota; Metazoa; Arthropoda; Malacostraca; Decapoda; Penaeidae. The transcript has a single exon. The coding region runs from base 1 to 1149 and encodes 382 amino acids. The record is from RefSeq and is a predicted model, not a curated record.